AUGUCAGCUGCUGCGAUGGAAUCGACAUCUCAGCUGCGGACGGGUGAUAUUGUGCUGAUGGACCGCAGAUGCCUGUCGAUGCGUCACCCGGUGGGAAUAGCCAUUUGUCUCCUCAACAAGACGGAGUGCCGUUUUGACCACGUCGCAAUGAUCAUGAAACUCACUGAGGAGGAGCUGCGGGAGGAGGGGCAAACGAGUAUUGUCAGCACCGCGGGCUCCAUCUCGCCCUCCGGCACGUAUGUGCUGGAGACAAACCUUAACGGCAUUACCUUGAGAUCGCUAGAGCACCGUGUUGCAAGGUCGUCCGCAAACCAAAUAUCAGCCCGGUUAUUGCACAUGGAAGGGGAUCGCUCGGAGGCGGAAAAAAUUAUGCUGGAGCACUUAAAGACAAUACCGAAGCACCCUUACAAGAGUAGUUUGCUUGAAUUUUUGCCUUCCUUUUUUAGUACGCCGGACAAGAUGGAUCGCGUGAAGGCGGCACACAAGAUACACCUCCUUGCCAGGGAAAUAGCCAGCAUUGACAACCUCAUGCCUGAACAAAAUCCCGCAGAGGAUGCUGCCAUUUUACGCCGUCUACGACAGAUUUACGUCGAUGCCGCCGUGUUUCUUGGCGAUGUGUAUUUCCCUCAUUUGAAGCGAUUGGGUAACAAGGAAUUUCCUUCGAUUGAUUGGAGUGAGGGCCACUUUGCGGUGGAUGGCAAUAAUACGGACCAUGGCCUAUUUUGCUCCGAACUCAUCGUACGCUUGUGGCAGGGCGUUGGGAUGGUGCCUGGAUUUCCCCCUGCGUCCUCGUUUCGUCCGUUGGAUUUCUUAGAUGACGUUCGAUUUAAUUUCUUGGGUCCCACGAGGUUCGUUAGAAACAUGCUUUCCUUAACCAAAGGGGAUUCCGCCCCCGUUCUGAUGUGGCAUGACGCUGAAGAGGAAGCAAAGACCGUCACGGGGCGGUUGAAUUUUUACCGUCGUGUUACCGGUGACGUCCGCCUCGAAGGCGGUUUGAGGUCCAUGCAUCACUGGUUGAUUCAGUCGAACACAUAUCAAGCGGUGAGCAACGACCUGGACAUUAAUUUGUUUUCUCUAGGCGUUCUUUUCGCGCUCUCUGGGUGGCUGCUCGCUCCUCUUCGCCUACGCUGGAUUGAGUGUCAAUUGGGUGUUAUGCUGCGUCGCGGUGGUAUGUGGUCGUUGUCUGCGGGUUUUCUGGUACGAGACCUAUUUUGCGCCUUGACGCAGACGCUCACCGCCUGCCUCACUCUUCGCUGUCUCUCGCCACCUCGACCCAAUUCGGCCUCCCCCGCAGCCUUGUUGGGGCCCCCGUUGUUUGAGUCCGCCCUUUUCGACACCCGUCACCCGUACUACCACGUCUGCGCGGUGCUGCUGACGGCAAAUGCGGUGGCCCACGUGGCGACAACGCCGUUGCUGAACGCGGUGGUGGCGCAUCACUUUGGUCCUGUCACACCUCGGCCCUGGCCACUCCGCACCCUCAUGCGGGGCGCCGUGUCUCUGUGGCCCAUGGCCAUACUCUUGCCGUACCAGGCAGCUUGGUUAACUUGGUAUGAGACGGCGGGUUCUGCGUUUAUUCCGACGCCGUCUUCCCUGCUGCGUCGGCGAUGCGAUUUGCUGGAUACGGACGAGUGGCGACAUUUCAGGUAUGAAGCAAUGGCAGGGGCUUUUGCUGCUACUGCAUUCUUUGACGUUGCUCUCUACCCGCUUCAAACCCGCUGCUGGCGUUCAUUUCUUUCGGAACUGCAUCGACCUGCACCAUCGCCAAGCUACGGAAGGCGACUCUACGCCGGGUAUAGUUUUCGUUUUGCUGGGAAUAUAAUAUCCAUGGUGACUACGACGCUCUCUUUGUCUUUUUUGGGAUUACUCUAA
Molecule: messenger RNA, 1869 nt
Organism: Trypanosoma conorhini
Lineage: Eukaryota; Euglenozoa; Kinetoplastea; Trypanosomatida; Trypanosomatidae
Exons: 1
Coding region: 1-1869 (622 amino acids)
Source: RefSeq, a predicted model, not a curated record